AUGGCCACUAUCCGACAUGAAUUCUACGAAUCAGACGAGAGACUCACUCUCUCAAUCUUCGACCGUGGCGCGGACCCCUCUCAGGUCUCUAUCACAUUCGAACCUAGAAAGUUCACUUAUACGCACGGCGAGAAAUCACUCGUCCUCGAACCUUUGAAGGGACAGAUUGUUCCAGAGAAGAGUGACUACACAGUUGGAAAAGUCAAGGUGGAGGUGCGCUUUGCAAAGGCUGCCAUUGGAAGAUGGGGAGGGUUGAUUGGCGAUUCCCCUGAUCCGUUGGCAAACAGUGCAGCACCUAGCUCGUCGGAUCCAGCGACUCGCCCAGCACCGCGAAGAAAGAAUUGGGAUGCAUUAACCGAGACCAUUCUCAGUGCAGAAAAAGAAAAGUCGUUGGAGGAGGACCCCAAUGCUGGCGGGGAUGCAUCGCUCAACGCAUUCUUCCAGAAGAUCUUUGCAGACGCCGACGAGGACACCAAACGCGCCAUGAUGAAGAGUUACCAGGAGAGCGGCGGCACGACCCUGAGCACUAACUGGGAGGAAGUGAAAAAGGGCAAAGUCGAAGUGAAGCCACCCACUGGAUCUGAAUGGAAGCGAUGGGGUUAA
Molecule: messenger RNA, 603 nt
Organism: Coprinopsis cinerea okayama7#130
Lineage: Eukaryota; Fungi; Basidiomycota; Agaricomycetes; Agaricales; Psathyrellaceae
Product: Sgt1
Exons: 4
Coding region: 1-603 (200 amino acids)
Biological process (GO): protein stabilization
Molecular function (GO): protein-folding chaperone binding
Source: RefSeq, a predicted model, not a curated record